CUGUUUCGGAUGCAUAAAGACAGCAGGGAGUUUUGUGUGUUGAGUUUGUUGUUGUUGACGGACUACUGGUCGCCACAGCAUUUAGGGCGGUGAAAUGGCUCUCAUGAUGAUAUUUUGUACUUUUAUCUUCAAUGUUUUAUGCUUGCCUCUUCAUCUGAUCAAAGCGGCCGGCUUGUAUGAAAUGUACAAACGUGUCUUCCCUAUUUGUUUGUACCGUUGUUCAAUAAUGUACAACAAGAAAAUGCACGACAAGAAGAAGGAGCUGUUUCGCAGUAUACCCGAGUUCAACAAGCAUGGCAAGCUAACUAUUUUGGAGAUCGGCUGUGGAACUGGCACCAAUUUUGAGUUUUAUCCGCCCGGCUGCAAGGUGAUCUGCACUGACCCAAACCCUCAUUUCAAGAAAUACCUGAAGAGCAGCAUGGAAGGGAAUGACCACAUCACAUUUGACAGAUUUCUGGUGGCGUCAGGGGAGGACAUGGGGGCAAUUGAGAGCGAGUCGGUAGACGUCGUUGUCUGCACCCUGGUGCUCUGCUCUGUCAACAACAUACCGAAAACUCUGCAGGAGGCACGGCGCAUGCUGAGACCGGGGGGAGGCUUCUUUUUCCUGGAGCAUGUUGUUGGAGAGCCCUCAACUUGGACUUACUUCUUCCAGCAUGUUCUGCAGCCUCCUUGGUACUACUUUGGGGAUGGAUGUGAGAUCAUCCGGGAUACGUGGAAACCUCUUGAGGCAGCCGGAUUCUCUGACCUCAAGCUGAGACACUUGGAAGCACCACUCAUGUUCCUUAUCAAACCCCACAUCAUGGGUUACGCUGUGAAAUAAAUUCUGUGUUUUGUGAUAUGAUUGAUCAUCAGUGAUGGAGAUAAUGCCAAUCACUUAAAUACUAAUUUUAUUUUUGAAUUUUAAAAAACCCUUCAGUGUUGGUUAUUUGUAAAGACAAAUUAAUUUAACACAUAAAAAAAUUACAUAGAAGGGAUCAGUAGAAAAUUAAUAUUUUAAAUGUUUAAUUUUUGUGUCACUUUCCAUUUACAAGUUGCUAUGCUGAUACAUCAGUUAGAUGCCACCAUAGGAAAUAUGCGUGUUCUGAUGUUGUUUGUGCUACUGCUGGAUUCAUUGGUGCCAUUUAUGACAUGACAGGUGUGUCACUAAACACAUAUGUUUUGACUGUGUUUUAUUGUGUUGUCCUAUUAAACAGGUUCAUUCUGCUGCA
Molecule: messenger RNA, 1208 nt
Organism: Eleginops maclovinus (Patagonian blennie)
Lineage: Eukaryota; Metazoa; Chordata; Actinopteri; Perciformes; Eleginopidae
Gene: tmt1a.1
Product: thiol methyltransferase 1A, tandem duplicate 1
Exons: 2
Coding region: 95-820 (241 amino acids)
Molecular function (GO): S-adenosylmethionine-dependent methyltransferase activity
Source: RefSeq, a predicted model, not a curated record